AGAGCCUUCAAUUGAUGUUAUGCCAUAUACACUAUUCGAUAAAGGAAAUAUUGACGGAACUGAAAAAAAAUGUUGACAAAUAGCAAAGCAGAAAAACUCAGAAGCUGUUAAGAGUACAAGAAGGAAAAGAAAAGAAAUAAGAUCAGAUUUCCCGUUUGAGGUAAAAUGAUGAUCAACACAAGCAGAAAUGAAACAAUGCUUAAAGCAGAAGAAGAAAAAUUUUCCGAUCAUCGCACACAAGUGGAAAUAAUACUCCAAGCUGCAUUUCUAGGAGUGAUCAUGUUCUCGUCCAUCUUCGGGAAUAUUCUCAUUCUACUGGCUAUCUACAUAAACCGUCAUUUACGCGAGGUAACUAGUGUAUUCAUAGCGAAUCUCGCUUGCGCAGACCUUCUCUUAUCUCUCAUAGGGAUGCCAUUUACGUUGACAUCGUCCAUAACAUACGAAUGGAUUUUUAGUUCUCACUGGUGCAAAAUCAAUGGACUGUCCAAUUCAGCGUUCUGCAUUGCGUCUAUGCUCUCACUAGCAGCUGUAUCGAUCGAUCGAUACGUGGCAAUCAUCAAACCAUUGCAAUACAAACUAAUCAUAACUCCAAGGAUAGUGACAAUGAUGAUCGUUUAUGUCUGGUUCCAGUCAAUUUCCUGCGCGUUGCUACCAAUAUUUGGAUGGUCUAGAUACACCUACAUCAGGAAAGAGUCAAUAUGUACGGGUGAUUGGGGGUACAGUAUCCCCUAUACAUUGUUUAUAUUCACUGCUUGCUUCAUUAUUCCACUUCUUGUUAUGGUUUAUAGCUAUUACCAUAUACUUAAGACUGCUCGAGAGCACUCGAGAAGAAUUGCCACAACUCGCUUGGGACAACUAGGUGACAAUCCACUGCAGACAGCAAUGGCAGUGCCUACUGUUAAACGCACCUCGAUGCUUAAUUCCUCUCGCGUAAGUGUAUUAUCGGUUCUUCAAAAUAACGAGAGCAAGUCCAGGUACAUUAGGGACGAAAAAGCUGCCAAGACAUUACUUAUUGUAGUCGGUUCGUUUUUAUUUUGCUGGUGUCCUCAUUUUAUAGGCAUGACUUGUUUGCUAUUCCCCUCAUGUUCUUGACCUGAUGAGUUUUACGCCACUACGACCUGGCUUGCAAUGAUGAAUAGUGGCUGUAAUCCUAUCAUCUAUGGUGCCCUUAACAGACGAUUUCGGCAAAGUUUUAAGGAUAUCAUUUGUUGUGGACGGACGAAAAAACACAGAGCCAAAAGUGGACCCGUUUAAAUGCGAGCAGGAUGAUUCAGUGUCUAGUUUGUAUCAUAUUCCAGGCGCACAAGAUAUGAGAAUAAGUUAAUAAGGGCCGCGCGAAUAUCGAAAAUUUCUUUACUCUUUUCUGAGGGAAAACGCAAGUUUUGGCACUUUUGACUUGACGCUACCCUGGGUUCCAGAGGCUUG
Messenger RNA from Actinia tenebrosa (Australian red waratah sea anemone), 1425 nucleotides. Its product is annotated as alpha-1A adrenergic receptor-like. NCBI's taxonomy places the organism in Eukaryota, Metazoa, Cnidaria, Anthozoa, Actiniaria, Actiniidae. The record is from RefSeq and is a predicted model, not a curated record.